CUAUACACCAUAAACCCUACGCUAUUAUUUUAACUCUCUCCAGUUACUCCCGUUGCUUUGUUCUACUCUUACUAUUUACUACCCUCUUCUUUUUUUACCAGGCCAUCCAAUAAUCCUGUUCUGCUCCUGUCUGUCUGUAUCUCUCUGUAUGCACUACCAUAGUGUCAAAAAAACUGCACUCAGCCCCCUUUCUUUUCUUUUUAGCCGUUUAUGUCCCUAAUUCAACAUUUUCUUAUUCGAUCUUAAACCUCCAAUUGUAAAAAAGAAAAAAUAGUUGCUGCUCUAUUAUUAUUUACUCAAAUCCAAAUUCUGGGUCCUCUCCAUCCUGCUCCAGAUUGAGAGGGAUGUUUUAGGAACCAAUGGGGAGAAGGAUUAAGAAGAAGAACCGCCCAUUGCAGAAGGAGAAUAAAGUUUCAACUCAUUCUCCUAAAGUUUCACCUCCAAAACCCUCUCCUAAUGUUGAUGCUGUCGAUGGAGGAGUUACGGUUCCGGUGCUUAAAGCUCAAAAACAAUGCUUGCACCUUGAUAAGGGUGUUAAUUUGAGUAUUUUGAAUGAGAAACUUGGGUCUUCGGAGACGUUAAAGUGUGAGGAUUGUCGCGAUUGUGUUGCUGAUAGGAGAGGGGCGAAGGGAAAGGGUAAAGCAGGAAAGAAGAAAGGCUCGGCUGAUUCGAAAUCUGAGUCGAAAGCUAUAUGGGUUUGUUUAGAAUGUGGGCACUUUGCCUGCGGUGGAGUUGGUUUGCCAACAACAAAUCAAAGCCAUGCUGUUCGACAUUCUAGACUAGCCCGCCACCCAUUGGUUAUCCAAUUGGAAAAUCCUCAUCUUCGGUGGUGCUUCCCGUGUAGUACAUUAAUCUCGGUUGAGACAACAGAUGAAAAUGGUGAGAAGAAAGAUCCGCUAUUGGAAGUUGUAAAAUUGAUCAAGAAACGAUCAAAAAAAUCGGUGGAUGUUGAGGAAGUUUGGUUUGGAAGUGGCAGUAUUGCAAGUGAAAUUAAAGCAGAAGGCGCAAAAUUGAGUAGCACAGAGCAAAGAAGUCUUUAUGCCCCAAGAGGCCUGGUGAAUUUGGGGAACACUUGCUUCUUCAAUUCAGUAAUGCAAAAUUUAUUAGCUAUGGAUAAGUUGCGCGAUUUCUUCUUCACUCAAGAAGCAUCAUUUGGCCCUCUUACCAUAUCUCUGAAAAAGCUCUUUACCGAGACAAAACAAGAGACUGGUUUAAAGAAUGUGAUCGAUCCAAGAUCCUUUUUUGGCUCUAUCUGUUCCAAGGCUCCCCAGUUUAAGGGAUAUCAGCAGCAAGACAGUCACGAACUGUUGCGUUGUUUACUUGACGGGUUGUCUUCUGAAGAAUUGGCUGUGAGGAAACAAGUAAAUGCUGCAAAUGAAAAUGGGAUAUCUUUGAAACAUGAUCCUACCUAUGUGGAGGCGCUAUUUGGAGGCCAAAUUUCUAAUACUGUUUCUUGCAUUGAAUGUGGGCACUCGUCCAACGUUUCUGAGCCAUUUUUAGAUCUCUCGCUACCAGUUCCCACCAAGAAACCUCCAACUAAAAAAGGCCAACCAAUCUCUAGAUCAAAGAAAACAAAGCUGCCACCAAAGAGAGCGGGAAGGAUUCGAGCAAAAACUUACAAAAGUGCAGAUCCAGUGCCAGCAGAAAGUACUUCAAACCUCUCAGCUAGCAGUCAGUUGCCAUGUCAAAACCAGUCAGCAGAAAACACAGUGGCUUCUUCAGGUGACGCUGUAGGAGCAGAAUCUAUUGGUUUAACUGCUGUGGCUGAAAAUAGCGGUGUAGCCUCCCAGAAAUUCUCAGCUGUUCCAGACACUCAGAAUGAGCAAAUUGCUGAGAAUACAGUUGAGCAAACAGUAGUUUCAUUUGACGACUUCUCAUGGAUGGAUUAUCUUGAGCAGGAAUCAGAUGAGCAAAAUUUCACUUUGCAAAACAAAGAUGUUUCAACAAGUCAAUAUUCUGAAAAUGUCAAUCCAAAUGAUGGCUUAAUGGAGAGUAAUCAAGUAUGCCCUGUUGACGAAGGGCCAAAUCUAAAACUAGAUUCUUCUGUGAAUCCUAGUGAAGAAGAGGCCCCAGUACAGGUUAAAAGCUCUGAAGUUCUAUUGCUUCCAUACAAAGAGGAGAGUUUUACAGAAGUGAAUAGUUGGGAAGAAGAGGUCCCAGUACAGGUUAAAAGCUCUGAGGUUCUGUUACUUCCAUACAAAGAGGAGAGUUUUACGGAAGUGGAUAUGAUGAAAGAAGGAGCUGAAGCCUCAUCUGUGGGAUGCGGACAAGAUCAAGCGGACUUUGAUGGCUUUGGUGAUUUAUUCAAUGAGCCUGAAGUUUCUUCGGGCCCUGUUGCAGGGCCCUCCUUGGUAAAUGGUACCUCGGGAAAUGGUUUUACAGCAGUGAGCAUCAGUGAAUCUGAUCCAGAUGAAGUUGAUAAUAGUAAUUCUCCAGUAUCGGUUGAGAGUUGUUUAGCUCAUUUUAUAAAACCAGAAAUUCUCUCCAAUGAUAAUGCUUGGGAGUGCGAUAACUGUUCAGAAAUCUUGCGACGUCAAAGGUUAGAAUCCAAAAAGAAAGCUAAAACUGCAGUAGUAACUACGAAUAAUGGAAGUGAAACUCAAAUUCAAAGUCCUCCACCAAGUUUAAACAAGGAGAACUUAUGCUCUACAGAAGUUGGAGACCUCCAUAAUAGAGACAUUAGAAUGGGUUCUUUUAUCAGCGACUCGGAUGCAAGCUUGGUUGAUGUUAAACUUAAUGAAAAAGAUGAUAGGUCCAAUCAAAAUUGCAUGAAAACUGAAGGUGGUCAAACAGAUGCGCUAAACCAAACUAUUUCUAAGUGUGAAAAACAGAAGGGUUCUGCCCUUGAUGAGCCAUCUCAUUCUUAUACUACUUUUAAAUCAUGCGGUCAGGAAAGUUUCAGUUGUCCAGAAGUUGGUUCUUCAAGUUCCGAUGGGCCAAGUAGCAACAGGUAUGCAACUGCUAAAGAUCAGAUGGGUGAAUUACAUUUCUCUGGAAAUUGUGGAGCAGAGGAAAAUGAAGAUGAAGAGGGAACUUCUAAGAAAUUGAAGGUAAAGAGAGACGCAACUAAGAGAGUCCUAAUUGAUAAAGCCCCACCAGUUUUAACUAUUCACCUGAAGAGGUUCAGCCAAGAUGCUCGUGGUCGUUUGAGUAAAUUGAAUGGCCAUGUCAAUUUCAAUGAAGUACUUGAUCUUAGGCCUUAUAUUGAUCAGAGGUGUCCAAACAGACAGGAAUGUGUAUAUCGUCUACUUGGAGUAGUGGAGCAUUUGGGAACAAUGAGAGGAGGUCAUUACGUUGCUUAUGUGAGAAGCGACAAGAGGAGUAAAGACAAAGCAGAUAGCGAAAUUGGGAGUUCUGUUUGGUAUCAUGCAAGUGAUGCUAAUGUGCGCGAGGUUUCCUUGGAAGACGUUCUUCGAUGCGAGGCCUAUAUUUUAUUCUAUGAGAAAAUUUGAUUAUUCAUUUGUUUUUUGGAUACAUGCGGUUGUUCUUGGAGGGGUCAACCAGAGAGCUCAAGAGAGGCAUCGAAUUGAGAAAGGUGAGUACAAUACAACAACAGUUACCAUUAUAUCCGAUACCAAAUUUUUGGCAUAGAAUGAGUUUUAUGUACAUUUUGAAAUACAGAACCCGAAAAAUCUUUCUUUUUCUUUCUAAUUUUUCCGAGCUGUUGGCCGGCGCUAGACCUGCGACCUUUAGUUAAGGUAUGCACUUUAGCUUGCUUAUCACUCUAAAGAUAAUUAACCUUGAAAGUUUAUGCUGAAGCAGUGCAUUUAUUUCAAGAAUUCAUUUGUAAUGAUUA
Mercurialis annua (annual mercury) is the source of this 3796-nucleotide messenger RNA. RefSeq names its product ubiquitin carboxyl-terminal hydrolase 2-like. The transcript has 3 exons. The coding region runs from base 360 to 3452 and encodes 1030 amino acids. The record is from RefSeq and is a predicted model, not a curated record. Gene Ontology annotation, molecular function: cysteine-type endopeptidase activity; zinc ion binding; cysteine-type deubiquitinase activity. Gene Ontology annotation, biological process: protein deubiquitination. Gene Ontology annotation, cellular component: cytosol; nucleus. Lineage: Eukaryota; Viridiplantae; Streptophyta; Magnoliopsida; Malpighiales; Euphorbiaceae.